Molecule: messenger RNA, 2403 nt
Organism: Spodoptera littoralis (African cotton leafworm)
Lineage: Eukaryota; Metazoa; Arthropoda; Insecta; Lepidoptera; Noctuidae
Source: the annotation of a GenBank genome assembly
AUGGAGAAACCUAUAGAAUUACCGACGUAUAUUAAAACAAUACAGGAUGGUGAAGAAGUCGAAGAUUUCUCCGAGGAAUCGGAUGAAGAAGUAGACUAUCAACCAUCUAAACAGAAAAUCAAAAGGAAAGCAGAUAUCAACCCUAAUUUUAAAUUUGUUGGAACUGUAGAUGAAUAUAAUAAGAGCCCAUGGGAUGACCUCCAGAAGUAUGUGAAGCGCAAUGUGAAACACACGCUAGAUGACAAGAUUCAGAUGCGGAGAGCCGCAGUAAAAGUCAAUGGGAACGCUGAGGAUGUCGACACAGACUCUGAUGUCGAUAACAAUGAAAAUGAUACGGGAGAACUGGAGAUAUCAGAUGAUGAGCUCAAAAAAGAUGAAAUCAAGAACAAACGUAAGAAGCUCACUAAGAAAGAGAAAUUGAAACAGGAAUUAGAAGACGAGACCGAGCAGGGCGCCCGCAUAGAAUAUGAUUCAGACUUCUUCGAGGAGCCUCCUCCGUACGACGAGAACGCGUCCUUCUACAUGAUGAACCUGUCCCGACCGCUGCUGAAGGCUAUAGGGACCCUCAACUACGUGCAUCCCACGCCCAUACAGGCCGCUACUAUACCUGUGGCAUUGCUUGGUAAGGACGUAUGUGCGUGCGCGGCGACGGGUACAGGUAAGACGGCGGCGUACAUGCUGCCCAUACUGGAGCGACUGCUGUACAAGGCCAGCGCGGGCCAGCGGGUCACCAGGGUCCUCGUACUCGUGCCUACCAGGGAACUGGGAGCGCAGGUACACACGGUGACGCGACAGCUGUGUCAGUUCACGGCGGUUACAGUCGGCCUCUCUAUCGGAGGACUCGACGUCAAAUAUCAGGAAACCAUGCUCCGUCGUAACCCGGACAUAGUGAUAGCGACCCCGGGCCGGCUCAUAGACCACAUCCGCAACACUCCCUCGUUCGGACUACACUCCAUCGAAGUCCUCGUGCUCGACGAGGCUGAUAGGAUGUUAGACGAGUACUUCGCGGAGCAGAUGAAGGAGAUCAUCCGCCAGUGCUCCCCGAAGCGACAGACCAUGUUGUUCUCAGCCACCAUGUCGGAACAGGUCAAGGAUCUCGCCGCCGUGUCGCUCAAGAAACCAGUCAAACUGUUUGUGGAUUCUAACAAGGAUGUGGCGUUUAAUCUCAGACAGGAGUUUGUGAGAAUACGUCGCGAGCGCGAGUGUGACCGCGAGGCGAUCCUGGCGGCGCUAGUGUGUCGCACGUUCCGCGACCGCGCGGUCAUCUUCGUACAGACCAAGAAACAGGCACACAGGCUACAUGUCGCGCUCGGCCUACUCGGCGUCAAGGUAGCAGAGCUCCACGGCGCACUAAACCAGCCUCAACGUCUGGACUCAUUGAAGCGGUUCAAGGAGGAACAGGUCGACGUACUAGUCGCUACCGACGUGGCGGCUCGUGGGUUGGACAUACCCGGCGUCAAGACUGUGCUCAACUUCACCCUGCCCGCCACGCUCGAACACUAUAUUCAUAGGGUAGGUAGAACAGCUCGCGCAGGUCGUGCCGGCGUGUCGGUGUCGCUGGCGGGGGAAGCGGAGCGCCAGCUUGUGAAGGCCAUCGUGAAGCGCGCGCGACGACCUGUCAAGUCGCGGCAGAUACCGCCUGACAUCGUCGCCAAGUACAGGGACAGAUUAGCUAGACUUGAGCCGGAGAUAGCCGCAAUACUAGACGAGGAAUACGCAGAGAAGCAAAUGAAUAAAAUGGAGAAACAAACAGCUAAGUUAGAAGGAGCCAUCAAGACGGAGGGAGAACAGAUCGGACCUAAGAUAGAGGUGCAGCGGCAGAGGGAGUGGUUCCAGACUCCUAAGGAGAAGAGGGAGGAGAAGGAGAGGCUCGCUCUUACUAAACAUCCUGAUAAAGAUAAAAAGAAGGGCGGUAAAGGUAAGAAGCGCAAACACGAGGACGAGGACGAUGACUCGGACGACGGCAGACGGAAGAAGAAGAAGCCGAACAAACACAAACCCAAGGACACGCCCGAGGAACGAGUCAACAGGGAGAUGGAGAAGGUCGCCCUCCUCCAAUCAAGAAUGGAGAAACGUAAGAAGAAACAGCGCAGGAUACGUGCAGUCGACGACGAUGACGACCGCCCACAGCACACACCUAGGAAAUCUAAUAAAAUGAAGAAAAAACAAAGUAAUUUCGCCAAUGACCUCACAGACACAUCAAGAACGGCAACUAAGAGACUUCGUUACGAUGCUAAUAAGGCCCAGAAGGAUAGCAAAGGGCCUCCAAGAGGCAAUAAAGGGCCUCAAAAGGGCAAUAGAGGGCCUCAAAAGGGAAAAGGCCCGGGUAAAGGCAAGCCCAACGCCAAACCCAAGGCGUUUGGUAAACCCCAGGCUGCAAAGGGACGUAGGAAAAAUAAAUAA